AUGCUUAACCAGUUACGGAAGAAACAGCUGGAAAAGUUGAAAGAUUCGAAGGUUAAUGCUGCUCGUAAAGAUGGGUGCCGGGAAAACCAGCAAAAAGUGCCGUUGACAUUGGCAGAAUCAGAAAUCGCUUCCUACUACAAAAGCGAAAACGAUACUGCGCGUAUUGCUGUAAGAACAGAGGAUCUCGAUCCUUCCGUGGACGAUUACUGGAAAGAGCAAGACACUUUGGGCUCAGAAGAUGAUUUAAAUGCUAAUGAGUUCAUGGAUUUGUUCCCAGUUGCGUUGCCGUCGCCUCCAAGAGAACUUCUGGAAUCGCUGCAAGAAGACGCUUUCCUAGAUGAUAACCAUACCACUUAUGAACCUCAUUCAAAGGAUUGUCCUCAAUCGCCCACAAUGCCAGGCAUCUUCAUGGAUUCUUUUCAAUCUUCACCCUCACAAUUCCCAAACGUUUCUUUAUGGGAUAAGAAAAAAAGGACAGGCGUAUCAUUUGCAAAUGUGAAUGAAACCACAAGCCUACACGGUCGCACGAGAAAAAUGACUGAGCGAGCAGUGGAACUAUUGCAAAAUCACAAAGAUCGUGAGAAGUUGAAACGCAAAGUUGAUGCGGUGGAAACGGAAGCCAGCGAACAAUGGUGUUUCUGUAGAGAGGGUUCCAGUGGAAGCAUGAUUUGUUGUGAUGAUCCUGAGUGUAAGUACCAGUGGUUUCAUUUCGAAUGUGUUGGUUUAACAGUUGAGCCAAAGGGACAGUGGUUUUGUUCUGAGUGUUCUGGAAAGUGGCACUAA
Messenger RNA from Angiostrongylus costaricensis, 783 nucleotides. NCBI's taxonomy places the organism in Eukaryota, Metazoa, Nematoda, Chromadorea, Rhabditida, Metastrongylidae. The record is from the annotation of a GenBank genome assembly.